AUGUCUUCAACAACCACAAUCUCAGCCAUAGAGCUGCAAACCAUCCCUCUCCCCAUUGAACCUGCUCCCACAAAAGACAAAGAACCGCAGACACCCGUCCCAUCAUCGGCAUCUCUGCUCGGCGAAAAUGGCGGCACCGAACCCUGUGCUACCCCUGCCAUCACCGCUGCCGAGAGGUGGAACGAGUCCCGGACGAAUGUAUAUCGCAUAAUGGCUUCCUUUUUUUGCUUCCUAGUCAUGGGGGCUAAUGAUUCUGCAUACGGUCCUCUCAUUCCAUACCUCGAAAAAUACUACGACCUAACUUACAUUGUCGUAUCGCUCGUCUUCCUCUCCCCUUUCAUAGGGUACGUCUCCUCCGCCCUACUAAACAACUACCUGCACCACAAGUUCGGCCAGCGCGGCAUCGCCCUCAUCUGCGGCGGCUGCCACACCGCCGCGUACACCAUCAUCGCGCUACACCCGCCGUACAUUGUGCUCGUCUUCGCCUUCAUCCUCGCCGGGUUUGGGAACGGCGUCGCGGACGCAGCGUGGAACGCGUGGGUCGGCAACCUCGCCAACUCGAGUGAGCUGCUGGGCUUUCUGCAUGCGUUCUACGGCGUAGGCGGCGUGGUUAGUCCGUUGAUUGCGACGACGCUCAUCACAAAGGCGAAUUUGGAGUGGUACUCGUUCUACUACAUGAUGAUUGGUCUGGCGGGCGUGGAAACAAUCGUGCUGGCAUCGGCGUUUUGGUCCUCUUCUGGCACGGAGUACAGACGCAUAUACAAGACGAAUGAGCUGGAGAGGGAGAUGGGUCUUACGGAAGCGCUGUUCCGCAUGCCGUCUGCGCGGGUGUCGUGGGUAGCUGCCUUUUAUCUCUUGUGCUAUGUUGGCGUGGAGGUUGCUCUUGGAGGCUGGAUCGUCGUGUUCAUGCUGCGUGUUCGUCAUGGUGAACCCUUUGCAAGUGGUAUGUCGGCUGUUGGGUUUUGGCUCGGCAUCACGGUUGGUCGUGCGGUGCUCGGGUUUGUUACGCCUCGAAUUGGCGUCAAGUUGGCUACUGCUCUGUAUAUCGGUGCGGCCGGCGCUCUCGAACUCAUCUUCUGGCUCGUGCCGCAGUUUUACGUGUCCGCCGUGGCAGUCGCCUUUCAAGGCUUCUUCAUGGGCCCCCUGUUCCCGAAUGCCAUUCUCGUGGCGAGCAAACUACUCCCGCGACAGCAUCACGUUGUGGUCAUAGGGUUUGCCGCUGCGUUUGGAGGCUGCGGCGCGGCUAUUCUGCCCUUCUUGACGGGUAUUCUUGCGCAGGCCAAGGGGCCGAUGGUCCUGCAGCCGAUUGUGCUGGCGUUGUUGGCGAUUAUGAUGGGGAUCUGGUUCUGCUUUCCUCGUAUUGGGAAGAAGGAGGAAUAA
Messenger RNA from Pochonia chlamydosporia 170, 1380 nucleotides. RefSeq names its product major facilitator superfamily domain, general substrate transporter. The record is from RefSeq and is a predicted model, not a curated record. Gene Ontology annotation, biological process: transmembrane transport. Gene Ontology annotation, cellular component: membrane. Gene Ontology annotation, molecular function: transmembrane transporter activity. The coding region runs from base 1 to 1380 and encodes 459 amino acids. The transcript is spliced from 5 exons. Lineage: Eukaryota; Fungi; Ascomycota; Sordariomycetes; Hypocreales; Clavicipitaceae.